AUGACUAAAUUCAACAACAGCUUAACAGUUGGAAAAGCCAUGUAUAGCGAAGAUAUUGAAGGAACUGGGGCAUACGUACUUGCUCUGCACAAAGCAGGUAUCCUUGACGCAAAGGAGCUAGCUCAAAUCCAAGAAGGUCUAAAACAAGUGUUGAACGAAUGGGAAAACGGUAAGUUUCAAGAGAAGCCAGGCGAUGAGGACAUCCACACUGCCAACGAAAGAAGACUUACAGAGAUCAUUGGACCUCUAGGAGGAAAAGUACACACUGGUCGCUCGCGGAAUGACCAGGUGUCCACAGACUUGCGUCUGUAUGUGCGGAAGCACUUGAUAUCAGGGCGCCAGUGCCUGAAAAACUUGAUACUGUGCUUGAUAAACAGGGCCAGAAAAGAAAUCGAUGUCCUAAUGCCUGGGUACACGCACCUCCAGCGCGCACAACCAAUUCGCUGGGCACACUUGCUGAGCUCAUACGCUACGCAGCUUACAGACGAUAUUCAAAGGCUUGAAAUGGCGCUAGAUAUCACCAACCGUUGUCCACUGGGCUCAGGCGCCUUGGCUGGACAUUCGUUCAAUAUUGACCGGCAACUGCUCGCCGAUGAGCUCCACUUUCCAAAGCACAUGGGCAACUCCUUAAUGGUGGUGGGUGACAGAGGUUUUGUUCUAGAUACUCUAUACUGGGGCUGCAGUGUUUCUUCCCACCUAUCUAGAAUGGCUGAGGAUUUGAUUGCGUACUCCACAAGCGAGUUUGGAUUUGUCAAACUUUCUGAUGCCUACUCCACAGGAUCUUCGCUAAUGCCCCAGAAAAAGAACCCGGAUAGCCUUGAGCUCAUUAGAGGAAAAGCUGGACGUCUAUUUGGAAACCUGGCGGGCUUCAUGAUGGCCGUGAAGGGUUUACCUUCCACCUACAACAAGGAUCUCGCAGAAGAUAAAAGAGCUGUUUUUGAUACCCUUGAUACUGUCAAGGACUCACUUGACAUUUUCACUGGCGUCAUUUCCACACUUUCCAUAGACGUCGGAGAAAUGAGAGGUGCUUUAUCUACCGACAUGCUGGCUACUGACCUUGCUGAUUAUCUGGUUCGCAAAGGUGUUCCAUUCCGUGAAUGUCAUCGGAUCGUCGGCCAGGUUGUUAAAGCGGCUGGCGAGGCUGAAGGUGGUGCUAUAGAUAACCUGUCCCUCAAGGAGUUCCAAGCGAUUGAUGAAAGAUUUGGACCAGAUCUCUAUUCUGCAUUUGAUUUUGAAAGCAGUGUUGAAAAAAAGUCAGUGAGGGGUGGUACCUCCAAAUCUGCGGUUCUAGAGCAGCUUGACUGCAUUGAACGCAUAGUAUCAGGCUUUUGA
Messenger RNA from Lachancea dasiensis, 1332 nucleotides. The record is from the annotation of a GenBank genome assembly. Lineage: Eukaryota; Fungi; Ascomycota; Saccharomycetes; Saccharomycetales; Saccharomycetaceae.